UGCCAGAGAAAGGACUUCAACUUUCAAACAAUAUGUACAAUGAUACGAGGGUGGCUUUCCCGUAUCUCAAAGGGAAGACGGCCCAUCCUUGAAACCCUCGGAGGAAGGACGCUGCUACAACAUCCAACUGGUGGCUCAGCGCGAGGAAUCGCAGCAACAUCGCCGACAUGGGCGAAGAAGAUGCCGGACCGGCCACAACCAUUGGAUGAGAGUGAGUUUACAGAGGCAUUCUUGAAAGGCAGUGGACCUGGAGGUCAGAAGAUCAACAAAACAUCCUCUGCCGUGCAACUAAAGCACAUCCCAACCGGUAUGGUCCUCAAAGUACAAGCCACACGAUCGCGUACCCAGAAUAGGAAAAUUGCGAGGCAGAUGCUGGCUGAGAGAGUUGAGGAGCUCGAGAAGGGGAAGGAGAGUCGAGUUGCGGUUGUAGGCGAGACGAAGAGAAAGAGGAAGAGUAGUGCUGUUAAGAAGAGUAAGAGAAAAUAUAGACUGCUGGAUGAGGCGAAGAGGGAGGGUGAGGUGCAGGAGUCAGAGGAGAUCGACUUAGGGAUUAGCAAGGGCGACGACUGAGAAUGGAGACCAUUGGCCAAUUGAUACGCUUCUACUUGAAUAUUGGUUGCAAUCUCCUGAAUCAAAGACUUCUCAGUCUUGUUGCACACAGAUGAUGUCACAUCUGAUCCCCAAUGCGUGUAUGAAUAGUCAUAGA
Messenger RNA from Cadophora gregata, 706 nucleotides. RefSeq lists its product as uncharacterized. Bases 40 to 570 code for a protein of 176 amino acids. The transcript is spliced from 2 exons. The record is from RefSeq and is a predicted model, not a curated record. Gene Ontology annotation, biological process: translational termination. Gene Ontology annotation, molecular function: translation release factor activity. Gene Ontology annotation, cellular component: mitochondrion. Lineage: Eukaryota; Fungi; Ascomycota; Leotiomycetes; Helotiales; Ploettnerulaceae.